UAGUUUUUACAUAUUAUUGGCUAGCCAUUGCAAUUUCAACUUCAAGUUUCGAAGAAUUGCCUUCCCCGAUCAAACUCAAAGCUCGAAGUUUCUCCCUGAUCAAACCUAAGGAAAUGGGGAGCGAAAACGAACCCGCAAAACUACUGUUGCCGUAUCUACAACGAGCCGAUGAACUGCAAAAACACGAACCUCUAGUUGGUUAUUAUUGUCGAUUAUAUGCGAUGGAGAAGGGGUUAAAGAUUCCACAAAGCGAGCGAACCAGAACCACUAAUUCUCUUCUUGUUUCCCUUAUGAAUCAGCUUGAAAAGGAUAAGAAGACGCUGAAGUUGGGGCCUGAAGAUAACUUGCACGUGGAGGGAUUUGCAUUAAAUGUUUUCGCAAAGGCAGACAAGCAAGAUCGAGCUGGACGGGCAGAUUUGAAUACGGCAAAAACAUUUUAUGCAGCAAGCAUUUUCUUUGAGAUUUUAAACCAGUUUGGUGACCUCCAGCUGGAUCUUGAGCAGAAACAGAGGUAUGCAGUUUGGAAAGCUGCAGAUAUAAGGAAAGCUUUGAAAGAAGGAAGGAAGCCCAAUCCAGGUCCUCCUGCUGGCGAUGAAGACUUAUCAAUUCCAUCGAGUGCACCUGGCAAUGGUUAUGAUCUUGGGACUACUGAGACUGUAGCUACCAGUCCUCGACAAGAAUCUGAUCAAAAUUCACACUUCCACGAUCAAUUCAAUGACCAUCAUUCGACAAGCAUUCAACCAUCUGUCCAGUUCCAUGAGACGGUUAACAAUCAGCAUUCUGCUCACAUGGCUUCACAGCCUCAGUUCCAUGACUCAGUAGACAACCACCAUCCCGCAAAUAUCCCACCAUCGCAUCCCUCUUACACUUCUGCUGGUUAUCCUCCCCACGAUUUUCAUCCGCCUCCUCCAGCAAGCGGAUCAGAGGAUUCUCCAUAUUCUCAGCCAUACCACCAUCAGUCCUAUUCACAAGAACCUCAACAGCCUGUGCUACGGAAUUAUCCAUCCCAUGAAGCACCCUCUUACUCAUAUCCCAAUUUCCAGUCUUAUCCCAGUUUCACAGAGAGCAGUCUUCCAUCAGUACCAUCACAUAUUCCUUAUUAUCAGGGCUCUGAUUCUUCUUAUGCUCCGCAAUCAGCUCCUAGCAACUAUCCAUCAACUGCCCAAUACACUUCAGGCAGUAGAAAUGGAACCAGUUCGGAUCCUGCUCCUACUCCCGCUCAAACAUACCAAUAUGACAGCAAUUAUCAGCCUCCACCUGAGAAAAUUGCCGAGGCACACAAAGCUGCUAGAUUUGCAGUUGGAGCCUUGGCAUUUGAUGAUGUGUCAGUUGCAGUGGAUUACUUAAGGAAAUCACUUGAAUUGCUGACGAACCCAUCGUCUGGUCAGUGAGUUAUUCAUUUCUUCCAUUAAGGUCAGACUCCAUUGGUGCUUCUAUCAUUUGGUUUUGACUUUUGAAUCCUUCAAUAUGUAAAUUGAUUAGAUAUUUGCAUAAAGAGACUCACAAUUGUCCAUUUUGACAUACUGAGUGAAUGAAAGUUAUUAUUUAUAA
Molecule: messenger RNA, 1551 nt
Organism: Ricinus communis (castor bean)
Lineage: Eukaryota; Viridiplantae; Streptophyta; Magnoliopsida; Malpighiales; Euphorbiaceae
Product: protein HOMOLOG OF MAMMALIAN LYST-INTERACTING PROTEIN 5
Exons: 6
Coding region: 114-1391 (425 amino acids)
Biological process (GO): late endosome to vacuole transport via multivesicular body sorting pathway
Cellular component (GO): multivesicular body
Source: RefSeq, a predicted model, not a curated record